AUGAAUGUCCAAGGCUACCCCCUGUACCGCCGAAGGGCCCCCAGCGGGACGGCCGUUAAAAACGGCCACGUCAUCGACGCCCGGGACGUCGUCCCUUACAGCCCCGUGCUGUCGCGCAAGCUGGGUUGCCACUUGAACAUAGAGCACUGCGCUUCUCUCAAGUCCGUGAAAUAUUUCUACAAGUAUAUUCACAAGGGGCACGAUCGCGCCGUUCUCAGCGCGCAGGCAGACGAAGUGCAGCAGUACAUCGACACACGUUACGUCGGACCAUCAGAAUCCACCUGGCGACUGUUGAGUUUUCCUAUACAGAGGAAGUCCCACACCGCCCAGCACUUGGCGGUCCAUCUGCCGGGCCUUCACCGGCUACACUUCCACGCAGGCGGCGAAGCGCAGGCGCUCAGCGACGGCAAGCACACCACAUUGACAGCAUGGUUCGAGCUCAACUCCGCCCCCCCCCCAGAUGGACAGGCACCGGCUCCGCAGGACCUCCUCUACGUCGAUGUGCCCAGGUACUUCACGUGGGACCGAGGCUCCGCGAAAUGGAAACGCCGAUCUGGGAAGACACCGUCGACCGACGUCCUUGGUCGUUUGCAUACGUCCACGCCCGCCGAAGGCCAGCGGUGGCAUCUGCACUUGCUGCUCCUGCACGUCCGCGGAACUGCGUCGCGGGACGACCUCGCUCCACGCAUUGAAGGCGUUCCAGAAGACGCCCGCGCCCAUGACUUCAGGGCUGCUUGCCAGGCGCGCGGUCUCGCUGAGACGGACGAUGAGUACACAACCGCCAUGCUUCCAUUGUUUUUGCGGUUGGGGGCCCAAGGCCUCCGCAACCUCUUCGCCGUCAUCCCCCUGCACUGCAACGUCGGGGCCCCCCGAGAUCUCUACGACAAGUUCGCCGCUGAUCUCGCUGACGACUACACGCGCGAUCACGACGCUGCUACGGCCGCCAACCACGCCCUGGUCCACUUGCAGUCUCUCCUGGCGCAGGCCGGCACGACGCUGGAACACUUCAACCUGCCCCCCCCUCCGGUGAGCCUCGCGCCUGAGAAAAUCCAGCGGGGCCUUCUCCGAGAGCAGGCGCACGGCCGCUGUGCUUGCGCCCAGAGAGCCUCCGAGGCGCGGCCCCAGAUGAACGCAGACCAGGCAGCCGUUUUCGACGCCGUCGCUGCCGCGCUCGCCGAUGGCAACGGCACCUGCAUAUCCCAAAGACUGGGCAGCGGAUUCUUGGACGGGCCUGGCGGCGCGGGGAAGACAUUCGCGCAUCAGGCGGUCCUCGACCUCGCGCGCGGCAAGGGCGAUGUGGCCUUGGCAUGCGCCUGGAGCGGCAUCGCGGCGCUGCUGCUUGAGGGCGGUCGCACGUGUCACAGCCGUUUCGGUCUGCCCGCGCCUCUGCCGGCUGAGGACGCGCAGAGCAACAUUGCCGCCACGUCUGCACGGGCAGAGGCGCUUCGGCGCGCGGCAGUAAUCGUGCAGGACGAAGCGCCGAUGGCGCCCCGAGAGGCACUGCAAUGCGUGGACGACCUCCGGCGCGACUCGAUGAACUCGGACGCCCCCUUCGGGGGCAAGAUCCUGCUCAUGGGCGGCGACUUCCGCCAGGUCCUGCCCGCCAUGCCCAAAGCAUCCCGCGACGAGAUCAUAUCGCACUCCCUGCAGUACCACCAUUUGUGGACUUCGGGCUAUGUCCAGGUCCACUCGCUGACAGUCAAUAUGCGGGCCCGAAGGGACGCGGCGUGGCAAGAGUUCCUCCUGCGAGUUGGAGACGGGACAGAGCCCACGUGCCCACACAUCGGCCCCCAGUCCCUGCGCUUACCCGACGACAUUGCGAUGGCGAGCGACACGCCGCCCACGGAGGCAAGGCUGUCUUCCCCGACCUCGUCGCCCGGAGUGCGAGCUGCGCGCGCCCUGAGCCAGGUGGCACCGCUCGGACCUACUUCUGUGAUCGGGCCGUGCUCACCCCCACGAACGCCUCCGCAGACGAACUCAACGACUCUUUGCUAG
Messenger RNA from Prorocentrum cordatum, 1995 nucleotides. Lineage: Eukaryota; Dinophyceae; Prorocentrales; Prorocentraceae. The record is from the annotation of a GenBank genome assembly.